AUGGUGUCACUUCAAUCUCGAGAUGUGGAAGAUUCAGCGGCACUUACUUUGAUGGGCACUGAUGUUGAGAGAAUUGUAGAGUCACUGAGAUUCUUUCAUGAAACGUGGGCAGCAAUUCCGGAGGUCGCAACCGGUGUUUGGCUUCUGAGCCGCCAGGUUCUCUACGCCUCAAUCGCACCGAUUGUGAUUUGCGUGGUAUGUACUGACCUCACGUCAGCCAUCAUUAUCGGAAAUGUUCCUAGACUGUUGGCGCCUUUCCUUACACUGGCCAUCUAUGCUCUUAUUGCCCUUACCAGCGGCGACCAAUCGCUUCUAGUCACCCAGGCCUUCACAUCCCUUGCUCUCAUCAACCUGGUGACAGAGCCGCUGCUCAUGUUCUGCCAGGCUUUGCUAUCUCUCACACAGGCCGUAUCCUGCUACUCACGCAUUAAAAAAAUGAUCAACUCGCCUUCCUGGCACUUGGAAUCCCGCAGCCCUCUUGAGGAAGAUACAUCUGCUAUGUCCUUGGGUUUUCGUGCUCGACACUCCAGCUCUCCACAACUGGUCACAUUCCGAUCUGCAAACAUCUCUUGGUUCCCAAAGAAUCAUCAAGGAAGAGUAGUUCUGCGCAACCUCAAUUUCAGCAUUCCUACUGGCUUCACAGCCAUUGUUGGGCCACCGUGGUUGACAAAUGAUACCAUCAAAAGCAACAUCAUUGGCGAGCUGGAAUUCGAUCAAACGUGGUUCAGCUACGUUAUUCGAUGUUGCACGCGUCGUGAAGAACUGGAAAACUUACCUGGCGGAAUCAUGACCGUUGUAGGCGAGAACGGGUCGUCUCUCAGCGGAGGCCAACGCCAGCGAGUGGCGCUCGCUCGGGCCGUUUAUUCAAAACUACCGACUGUUAUCUUGGAUGAUUUCAUUAGUGGCUUAGACCCAAAAGCAGCCAAGACGGUACAGACCAGCCUAUGCCACGCCAAUGGGCACUUUCGCAAAGCGGGCAUCUCGGUGGUCCUCGCCGCCAACGGUUCGAAUCUAUUUCCUUACAUGGACAAUGUAGUUCUUCUUCACAAAGGAUCCAUUUCGGAUACUGGAUCUUACAAACGUAUCAAGGCACGGAACCCUGAUAUGUUCAAAUUAGACGACCAUAAACCCGAUUUUAAUUAUGACCGGGUGAAGGAAGAGGGCUCAGCUGGCCCUAGAGUAGAAUCACAGGGCUCCAACUCUACCGCACCAGAGCAACGGGGCCAGAUCAGCAGCUCUAAUGGAGCUGGAUUCAGCAGACAAAAAGGGAGCUGGAGCGUUUACUCGUACUAUGGGGAAAAAGUAGGCAAGCUCUUUUUAUUCUCAUGGGCAAUCUCUACUCUUAUUGGGGCCAUCUCCGACUCCUCUUCCAGUAAUCCCAUACCUGCACCGUUUUACUUCUUCCUCGAGUCAGACCUUGAAUCCAUAACAAAUAGAUUUAGCCAAGAUAUGAACCUGAUCGAUAUGACCUUACCCUCCCAAGCUCUUCAAUUCACUUCCGACACCAUCAGCGGCAUUGCAACUAUUCGAACGUUUAGUUGGCAGAUGCCCUUCAGUGGUCGCCUGGCAGGCAUAUUGAACCGCUCCCAACGGCCGUUUUAUAUGCUUUUCUGUGCGCAACAAUGGCUAACGCUGGUAGUAGAUCUCGUAGCAGUGGCUUUAGCGGUUACCUUUGUCGCGAUUGCCCUGUCUCUGACCGCCAACGGUCUCGGACCUGGUGCUCUGGGAGUUGCAUUAGUCAUGACACUUCAAUUCAACGGCCUGCCAAUCCAAACAAUCCAGUCUUGGACAAAGCCAGAGACUUCCAUUGGAGUGGUGGCAAGAGUACAGCAGUUUGUGAAGGAGGCUCCAUCGGACUUGGGUAGGUUUCCAGCGCCUUCGAAUUCAUGGCCUCAAAACGGCAGGGUGCAAGUACAGCGCCUUACGGCGGCACACACGCCAAGAUCCGAAGACGUAUUGAAAGAUGUCAAUCUCGAUAUUGCUGCCGGCGAAAAAAUAGCAGUGUGUGGAUCGUCUGGCAUUGGGACAAGCUGGCGACAGGCUCGAAAGGAAGCCUUCAUCAAGGAUUCAAGUCAUCCCAAUGGUCUUAUGGAGAGCAGCAGCUCUUUUGUCUGA
Molecule: messenger RNA, 2115 nt
Organism: Trichoderma aggressivum f. europaeum
Lineage: Eukaryota; Fungi; Ascomycota; Sordariomycetes; Hypocreales; Hypocreaceae
Exons: 11
Coding region: 1-2115 (704 amino acids)
Biological process (GO): transmembrane transport
Cellular component (GO): membrane
Molecular function (GO): ATP hydrolysis activity; ABC-type transporter activity; ATP binding
Source: RefSeq, a predicted model, not a curated record